GGCUCUCUAGUCCGAUCUCGCUUUAUCCGCGCAAACAGUCAUCCCCGGCGCUCUGUACCUGUGACGGUGGUCGACUCUGCAAAUCGGAACUCCAUGCCCUAAUUGUCGCCGACCUAGUCUCUGUUCUGCUAUCUACGUCGGCGGCAGCGGCAACCACCGGAGCUUUCCAGAAACUCGUACCCCUCCGAGCAACUACUCGACGCGGGUGGCCUCCUCCUUCCUCCUAGCGAGCUUGUUCGACAUCAGUCACCCCUCCCUCUUUUUCGCAGUCCUCCUCUCGGCGUCUCGACACCGGCGAGUUCGUCACUGUGUCUCGGACUGCGGCAGUUCCGGAACAUUACCUUACACAAGGGUUGGAGCUUAAUAUCUGAUUAGGGGAGUAACCUAAGAGUUUGGGAAAGGAUGAGUUGUCUUCAAGCUGCUGCUCUCAAGCCAUUGCUUUAUGUCAAUAAAGAUAGGCUGUCAUGUACUUCUUGUCCCAGCCCAGUUGUUCAAGUAACCCUUUUGAACCGAUCCUCGAGAACAUCCUUGAGAUUAUCUUCAAAGGAAUUCACGUGCCGGCAAUUUGUGCCAGUGCUGAAGCACCGGCUGCACUCUCCCAUGUUAAAGGACCGUCAACUGGUACCUUUUGGCUUAUUUGGUGGUAAAGGGAAGUCAGAAGAGGGGAAUGAGGGUUCAGCAUGGAAAAGUCUCGAGAAGGCAAUGGGAAGUUUUGGUAAGAAUCAGUCAAUAGAAGACGUGUUGCGUCAGCAAAUUGAAAAACAAGAAUUCUUUGAUGAUGGCAACACUGGUGGAAAACCACCACGGCAAGGUGGUGGAGGCGGCGGUGAUUUGGGUGGAACUGAGGAUGAGGGCUUUGCUGGAAUACUGGAUGAGACAUUGCAAGUGGUUCUAGCAACCCUUGGUUUUAUUUUUCUGUAUGUGUAUAUCAUCUCCGGAGAAGAGCUGACUCGACUGGCGAAGGAUUAUAUCAAGUUCCUUUUUGGAGGGAGCAAGAGUGUUCGUCUAAGGAGAGCAAUGUACAAGUGGGGGAGGUUCUACAAAAGGCUGACAGAGAAGAAGGAAGUCGAUCCGUACUGGCUGGAAAGAGAGAUCAUCAACACGACGACUUGGUGGGACAGCCCCGAUAAGUACAGGCACUUGUUGAGGUCAUCCAAUGAGAGUUCUCACCAGGAAUCAUCCGAUGAGAGUUCUCACCAGGAACCACGAUACGAUGAAGAGUUUUUGACUUUUGAGCAACUCCCAUCUUAGAUUUUUGCUUCUGAGGAACACGUACUGGAGAUGACAGGAUCAUUCAUUCAUACUUUUGGAUAUGUUUAAUAUAUAGUUCCCGUAGUUUUUAGCUCUUUUAGAUGGGGAGAACAAUCAGAGAUUUGCAAUUAAUUUGGUCUCGAUUUGAUAUCAAUGUAGUAGAGUGCAAUUUCGGGCUUGAAGAUCCAA
Punica granatum (pomegranate) is the source of this 1440-nucleotide messenger RNA. The record is from RefSeq and is a predicted model, not a curated record. Lineage: Eukaryota; Viridiplantae; Streptophyta; Magnoliopsida; Myrtales; Lythraceae.